This is a messenger RNA of Polistes dominula (European paper wasp), 1566 nucleotides long. RefSeq names its product cyclin-dependent kinase 2. Gene Ontology annotation, molecular function: ATP binding; cyclin-dependent protein serine/threonine kinase activity; cyclin binding. Gene Ontology annotation, cellular component: nucleus; cyclin-dependent protein kinase holoenzyme complex; cytoplasm. The record is from RefSeq and is a predicted model, not a curated record. Gene Ontology annotation, biological process: regulation of G2/M transition of mitotic cell cycle; G1/S transition of mitotic cell cycle; signal transduction. Lineage: Eukaryota; Metazoa; Arthropoda; Insecta; Hymenoptera; Vespidae.
AUUAAUGAGUGAUAACCAAUAUUAGAAAUUAAUAGUUUUAGACAUUGCUUGGCGGUAAAUUUGAAAUUCUUGUUCAAAUAAUAGAUUUCGUCGUGAACACAUGAUAAUAUUAUCGAAAUAAAUUUUCAUCUAGUAAGAAAGGACGGCACUGCGCAAACGCCUAAAAUUACGCGCUGGAAGAGUCAACGUGCGUACAGUUCUUCUUUCCUUGUUGAUAAACAUUAAGAACAAUAAAUCGAUAGUGGUGUUCGACGAUCGACUGCAUUGUUCAUCGUCGAUCCUAAGUAGUAAAGAGUAUAUUCAUAAUAGUGGCGUCAAUUAAAAAAACGACAAAACGACGGCGUGUCAAGGAAAAGACGACGUCGAACGUGACGUUGAGGUUAUGGAUAAUUUCGUGAAGAUUGAAAAAAUAGGGGAAGGAACGUAUGGGGUGGUAUACAAAGCGAAGGAUAAACUGACCGGCAAAUUGGUGGCGCUCAAGAAGAUUCGCUUGGAGACGGAAAGCGAAGGGGUGCCAUCAACUGCUAUAAGAGAAAUAUCGCUUUUGAGGGAACUUGCACAUCCUAACAUUGUGCAGUUAUUUGAUGUUGUCGAUGGUGAUAAGCAUUUAUAUCUUGUGUUUGAGUUUCUCCAACAGGAUCUUAAGAAAUUAUUAGAUUCUGUUAAAAGCGGUUUGGAUCAAGCGCUUGUUAAGAGCUACCUUUUUCAGUUACUAAACGGGAUUUCCUUUUGUCAUUUAAAUCGCAUAUUGCACAGAGACUUAAAACCUCAAAAUCUGUUAAUUGAUCGCGAAGGAUCUAUUAAAUUAGCCGACUUUGGUUUAGCUAGAACUUUUUUGAUUCCUGUGAGAACUUACACACAUGAGGUAGUGACACUCUGGUACCGUGCACCAGAGAUACUCUUAGGAACUAAAUUAUAUUCAAGUGCUGUGGAUAUAUGGAGCCUUGGCUGUAUUUUUGCAGAAAUGGCUACAAGAAGAGCACUCUUCCCAGGUGAUUCAGAGAUAGAUCAAUUGUUUAAAAUAUUUCAUUUGCUUGGAACGCCAGAUGAAAGUAUCUGGCCAGGUGUAACGCAGCUUCGUGAUUACAAAUCAAUGUUUCCAAGAUGGGAGCCGACUGAUUUAGAUGAAGCUGUACCUACUUUAGAUGCAGAAGCCAAAGAUUUACUCAUGAAACUCUUGAUAUACGAUCCUAAUGAAAGGAUAACAGCUAGGAAAGGUUUGAAUCAUUCGUAUUUUGCUGAUGUUAAAAUAGUACGACCGCCUUUGCCAAAGAAAAAGUGACAUAGAUUUACGAUACUACAACCAACAGGAUAUCAUAUUUUCAUUUUAGGAUGUAUCAUAACGUUUAACAUAAGAUUUAAGUUACAAUAUUCUAGAGAUGUUUUAUUAAGGAGACGGUGUAAUUUUGAUAUACGACAAAGUGUUCAUUUAAAUAUAUAUUUGAUACGGUUUAAAUUAAAUAAACGAUUUAUAUUCUGCUAUGUCAUAUAUUAAUACGAUUCAUCCUCCGUAAGAUAAUAAAAUGUAAGCCAACACAAUACAAAUUAAGCACAAGAAAAAAAAAA